CUCGAAAUUUCAAAUUCCCAAAUCGCCUGAACCACACCUCUGGAGGACGUCCUCUAUUUCGCAAGCCUGCCUGCCAUUCGGGUCAAGCUUCACACGUUCGCAGCGCACGUCUCAGCUGUUCAACCUCCGCCACCACUCUAUGAUAUCAUAGUGAUUCAGCCUUACCGCACUUGAGCCGCUGGUCCCCUCCACGAGCAAGCAGCACGAAUCUGUUACGACUAUGCCGAAGGGGGGAGCAGGCGGUGUUAUGGAGGUGGUGCGAGUGAGCUUCGCGGAUCUCAAGGAAGGGGUUGAUCUCGCCGCUCAGAUAGAGGCGGCGUUCGGGCCAGGAGGCCUUGGGAUCAUCGCUGUCUCCGAUGUUCCCAGCUAUCCCGAAGCAAGGCAAAGGCUUCUUCCUCUCGCAUUGAGGCUAGGCGAGCUCUCAGAGGAGGCCAGGAGGAGCAUUGAAGACCCGGGCAGCAAGUACAGCUUUGGGUGGAGCGAGGGCAAGGAGUCGGUGGAGGCGGGCAGGGCGGACGCCCUUAAAGCGUCCUUCUACGCCAACCCGCUCACUGACGCCCCCACCGCCGAUCCGCAGCUCAUACACAGAUUCCCCACAUACUGCCGCCCCAACGUGUGGCCCUCACGGGACAUCCCAGAGCUCGAACCAGCGUUCAAGGCGCUGGGCAGGAUGAUCGUGGAUGUGGGCAAGCAGCUGCUGCGACACUGUGACACCUAUGCCCGCAGCAGGAACCCUCAUGUGCCCCCUGGCAAGCUACUGGGAGUGGUGGAGCGCUCUCAGUGCCACAAGGCCCGCCUGCUGCUCUACCGCCCGCCACAGCAGCAGCCCCCCAGCCCACCAGCACAGGGGGAGGCGGCGCCUGCUGAGAGCAGCAGGGCGUCAGGGGAUGAACCAGUGCCCUCUGGAGGCGAUGGGGACGUGUCGUCGUGGUGCGGGUGGCACGUGGACCACGGCUCGCUCACAGGCCUGACAAGGGCGCAGUUCUGGAAGGGGGGGGAGGCGGUGGAGGGCAGAGAGGUGGACCCCUCGUGUGGCCUGUACAUCCGAACCAGGGGCGGCCAGAUAGUUCAGGCGCACAUACCGGAUGGGUGCAUUGCGUUCCAAGUGGGCCAUGCCAUGUCCAUCCAGUCAGGGGGCCUCCUCGCUGCCACGCCCCACUGCGUCUCAGCACCGAAAGGGCUGGCAUCUAGAGGUGUUUCUCGCGCCACAUUAGCCGUCUUCAUGCAGGUCCGCACUGUUCAUGCAGGUCUGCACUGUUCACGCUGGUCUGUACUGUUCACGCUGGUCCGUACUGUUCAUGCAAGUUAAAUGGACCCCAGGUAAGUUAGGUGGACGCCAGGUAAGUUAGCUGGACGCCCGGCAAGUUAGCUGGACCCCCAGGUAAGUUAACUGGACGCCGUGCAAGUUAGCUGGACGCCAGGCAAGUUAGCUGGAAGCCAGGCAAGUUUGCUGGACGUCCGGCAAGUUAGCUGGACGCCCGGCAAGUUAGCUGGACGCGGGCAAGUUAGCUGGGCGCCGGGCAAGUUAGCUGGACGCCAUGCAGGUCUGUACUGUUCAUGCACAUCCCUGCUGUCAUCUGCAUCCGACCUAUCCAUCUUACUUACAUCCAUCUGACCUCCAUCAAUCUGCAUGGGGUCAAUCGCUUAUGUUCCAUUGUCUUGUUCUCGAUUUCUCGUGGCCUCGCUGCCCCUCUCCCCCAUGCUUCUCCUUGUGCCUUCCUCUCCCUCUUCCCCUGUGUUGCCCCACCGUCUCUCUCUAUCCCGCUCCCACAUGCCACUGCACCAACCACCAUAACGAUCCACCAUCGCUGCACCAACAAAUCGCAUCGCUGUGCUGCCCCCACACUUCAUCCAGCCUUCGUGGGACGAGCCUCUCGACAUGCCUGCCAACAGCUCGCUCACACCCCAGGAGUUGGUUCCCUGGCAGCCAGGCAUGGACUUUGGUACCUUCUCAGAGGAAACCAUCAGGCAAUACUACUAAUUGUUGCGCCUUAGCCAUACCCUGCAUGUACCUGGCCAUUACUUCACUAUGCUUUGUUUUCAUUCAAAACCGAAGCAAUGUGAUUACAACCAAAUAAUACUAUAUAAUGAAA
This is a messenger RNA of Closterium sp. NIES-67, 2093 nucleotides long. The record is from the annotation of a GenBank genome assembly. NCBI's taxonomy places the organism in Eukaryota, Viridiplantae, Streptophyta, Zygnematophyceae, Desmidiales, Closteriaceae.